AUGGUGUCUGGAUUCAAAUAUCUCUUUGUCAGCGGGCUUCUAGCAAGUGCUGCUUCCCUUCCCGCCGCUGACUCUAAUAACAUUUCUGCUCGUACAUUCCCUGGGAAACGUGGUCUUGCCUACAAUGACCCUGCCGUCCUUGCCACGUUCGCCAAAAACGGAGGUCCGUUCUCCUGGUGCUAUAACUGGGCCGGCAGAGGAGGUGGUGCGCCCAGUACCGAGUUCGUCCCAAUGCUUUGGGGUCGUAGGGCUUUCGGGACCUGGAACCGAGACGCCCAGGCGUCCCUUGCCUCCGGGAGCGGGCACCUGCUCGCCUUUAACGAGCCUGACUUACCCAGCCAGGCCAGUAUGUCUCCCCAAGAUGCCGCCAGAGCAUAUCAGGAGUACAUGAACCCAUUGUCAGGCAGAGCCCGCCUCGGUUCUCCAGCUGUCACGAACGGUGGCGGCUCGCUUGGCCUUGGUUGGAUGGAAAACUUCCUCAACGCCUGUGCGGGUAGAUGCAAGGUUGACUUCCUUGCCAUCCACUGGUACGACGAUGCUACAAGAGUCGAGAGCUUCAAAAGUCACGUCAAUGCUGCGAUCGCAUUGGCUAGGAAGCAUGGGAUUGGCAAAAUUUGGGUUACUGAGUUCGCGGGACGAGGGAACGAUGCAGCACAGGUUGCAUUUUUGCAGAAUGUGCUUCCAUGGCUGGAUACCAAUCCCGGCGUCGAGCGCUAUGCCUAUUUCAAGACGGAUACGUUUGUGAGGGGAGGGAUGUUGUCUCCCGUCGGCCGUGCUUAUAGCACUGCCUAA
Molecule: messenger RNA, 792 nt
Organism: Paracoccidioides brasiliensis Pb18
Exons: 1
Coding region: 1-792 (263 amino acids)
Biological process (GO): fungal-type cell wall polysaccharide metabolic process
Cellular component (GO): fungal-type cell wall
Source: RefSeq, a predicted model, not a curated record